UUGACCGGGAAGUGAUAAGUUGAGUCUCACCCAUAAUAUUUGUAGCUUGCAUGGGUCGUUUGUAUAAACAGAACGGAUCAGUGUAGCGUUUUUGGGGGCAAUCGUAAGCGAUGUCGCCUCGCGCGCGCGUUACUAACACACCGCAACGCUUCGGUCGUCGUUAUCAGUGCGCGUAAACCCGGUCCGUUCAGCGUAACAGCGCCGCGCGGAGCGCUAAAUAAAGGCAUUUAGUGUCUGAUCAAGACGGAACUGACUGUCUGUGCUGCGAAAAUAUGGCAGAGUUGCACGUUGAGCCCAACGCGACUGGCAUCAUCGAGCAGACCGAGCAUUGUGAGAUCAGGGGCUCAGUGAACGUGAGGCUCCCUUCGCCGACGCUGGUGAUUCCGCCCCGGAGCGGCUUGUCCAGUCCGGGGGUCUCCGGCUCCAGAGCGGUGUUUGGGUUCCCCAUGAAGAGCAACCCUACUUCCCCGUCACCAGAAGCCACAGAGAAACCAGGAUCUCGGUGGGUUCGGCUCAAUGUCGGGGGGACCUACUUCGUAACGACCAAACAGACCCUGUGCAGGGAUCCUAAAUCGUUUCUGUAUCGAUUAUGUCAGGAAGAUCCAGAUCUGGAUUCGGAUAAGGAUGAGACGGGGGCGUAUUUGAUUGACAGGGAUCCCACAUACUUCGGACCCAUCUUAAACUACUUGAGGCACGGGAAGUUGAUCAUCAACAAGAACCUCGCCGAGGAGGGUGUUCUGGAGGAAGCAGAGUUUUACAACAUCGCGUCACUUGUGAGGCUGGUGAAGGAGAGAAUACGAGACAAUGAAAACAGAACGUCUCAGGGCCCUGUGAAGCAUGUGUAUCGUGUAUUACAAUGUCAAGAAGAAGAGCUCACUCAGAUGGUGUCCACUAUGUCAGACGGAUGGAAGUUUGAACAGCUCAUAAGUAUCGGCUCCUCCUAUAACUAUGGCAACGAGGACCAGGCCGAAUUCCUGUGCGUCGUUUCCCGGGAGCUCAACAACUCCACUAACGGAAUUGUUAUCGAGCCCACCGAGAAGGCUAAGAUCCUUCAGGAGAGGGGGUCCAGGAUGUGAGGAACCUGGUGCCUGAGCCCACACAGAUCUCCCAUCCCUCACUUCCUUUCUCCAGCUCCUCCUCCACCAUACAGCUGACCCCAUCAGCCCACCACCCCUCACCUCGCCCUCCCCUCCUCCCUUGUGCCUUUCCAAUGUGGGGGUUUCAGUCCCCCUCCUCCCUGCAGUGCUGCAACUUUAACCGAUCAGCACCACCACUAACUAUCACCGCUAUUACCGACUAAUCAAAAAUGUGUCCGGGGCUAAACCUCAGACCAUCACAUUUGAUGCAAGACUGGUCAGAGAGAGGAUUACAGGAAAGGAUUCAUCAUUCAUCCUAAUGCUUAUUUAUGCAGACUUCGUCAUCGUCAUCAUCAUCAUCCACCUCCUCCUCAUAUCCCGGGUCAUUAUCAUCAUAAUCUUUACAGCUGUUGGCUUUAAAUGUUUUAAGGGGGGGGUUCAGUUGCCCCGGUUGAUUCGGCUGCGUCCACAUGACCAUAAUCUCCUCAGGACUUCCAAACGGCGUGCAAGAUAGACUGUCGAUACAGCUUCUCAUAACAACUACAUUAACUUACACUGUAAAAUCAUUAGCGUUCAUUUCCUAUUGCCUGGUCAGACCGAGAGCACAGCAGAUGGUGCGACGGAUAAAAAGAAGAAAGCGACUUUUGAACAUGCAGUAUUUUGUCUUCAAAGCGGCAUGUUUGUUUUGUUAACUGUUCAUUUAUACCCGUCUGGAAAGGACGAGAGGAGAAGGGAGAACUCAUACUGCCAAUUGUCCGGUCAGAUGCCCCAAAUCGCGUGUCCAUCGCUGUGAAGAUGUCUCACAUUUCCAGUUGGCUCCGGUUGACUUUUGUCAUCUUAGAUUUAAUUUAAUUUUUUUUUUUUUUUUGCCUUGUUGCUGUGGAUAUUUCAAAACAGGAAAUUAAAAAAACGAAGAAAUAUGUGGUUUUAGGGCAUGUGAGGAUUAUGUAUAUUCAAAACAUAUGUAUUAUGAAGAGGCUGAAUGCAAGUCAUUUAAUUGUUGAUAUCUGUACCAUAGUGGUCGUUGUUUUUUUUUUUGUUUAUCGAGGUGAGUUUCUCUAUUCGAUUGGGGAAAGGUU
Messenger RNA from Puntigrus tetrazona (Sumatra barb), 2155 nucleotides. RefSeq names its product potassium channel tetramerization domain containing 2 (gene kctd2). Lineage: Eukaryota; Metazoa; Chordata; Actinopteri; Cypriniformes; Cyprinidae. The transcript has 6 exons. The record is from RefSeq and is a predicted model, not a curated record. The coding region runs from base 273 to 1076 and encodes 267 amino acids. Gene Ontology annotation, molecular function: cullin family protein binding. Gene Ontology annotation, cellular component: Cul3-RING ubiquitin ligase complex; cytoplasm. Gene Ontology annotation, biological process: proteasome-mediated ubiquitin-dependent protein catabolic process; protein homooligomerization.